CGACAUGGUUGUGGAGCAGACACAACCCGACAAAACGCUUUUCAUCCUUCCCAUGACCCGACCGACGGCUUCACAAUGGUCUCAUUCGCUACGCCCACGCUCGCUGGCGCUAUGCUGCCACCACCCACACCCAUUUCUCAGCGACCAACGAUGGGGCUGAAGCGCGACUCCUCAUACCUGGACACCGACGAUGAAUUUGGUUUGACGUCCUCGACCAAUAAGAGACUCAAGGUCGCAUUCGACGACAAUGUUGACGUACGAAUCAUGGAUGACUGGAGCGACAAGAGCUUGGAGUUGGUGAAGGAGGAGAUUCGAGUCGGAAUUCAGCGCCAUCUCGCACCGGCCGAACAAAAGGACGACACUCAGUAUGCCAGGCUAUUACUCUUACUCGGUCAGGACUCCUUCUCCGGGGAUGCGCCCAGCACUAAAUUGCUCAAACGAUAUAUCAUGGCGCUAAGCGCGCACAUUGGCUCGCUCGGAGAGUGCAGCAAGCUCGUUCUGGCCGCACUGGACCUUUCCUGGCUCGGAAGGGACCAAGAGUUCGUGGAAGUCUACAUGAAAUUCCUCAUCAUACUCGCCAGCACACACUCCAAAUUCAUCUCGCCAAUUAUGGACAAGGCGAUCGCACAAUUCGAAAGGCUCCCAGCCUCGAGCGGGAGGCUGCCCAGCGAAGAGCCAGUGUCUCGAGCUUCAAUGUUCGACAGGCUACACGAUUUUAUCCAGACCUUGCUCAGGAGAGUACCUUCUGCCAGCAGUGUGCUUGUAAGAAUGUUGAAGAACCAAUUUCCGAAUGAUCUUGCGACGGUCAAAGGUCAUGUUCAAUACCAGCGACAUAUUUUGCGCCUCGUUGGAGAGCUCCCCGAGCUGAAGAGCGAGAUGAUGGCGUUGAUUGCGCAGCGACUGGUAGAGAUCGACGUUCAGAUACAACAGGACCUCGACGAGUUGGAAGAUGAAGAGGAGGACAAGCUGAUACGGAGACCACAGGCAGUGCAGAACCAUGCUGACGGCGACGAGUCGGAUGACAGCGACGUCGAGUCCGUUUCGGAGUCGGAGCUGACGACCACCGAUGAGGAGCAGCGCCUGCGAGAGCUUCGUCUGAAAGUCGAUAAGAUGGAUGCCACUCAGGAUCUUUUGUUCACUUACUAUGCGCCAUCCUUCGAGCCCGGGUCGACGCCAUACAACAACACCGCGUACAAGGAAAUGCUCUCACACUUCGACAACUUCAUCAUGACAAAUCGAUCGAGACACGCCCAAUUCCUCCUGUUCCACUUCGCGCAGACCUCUCCGAUGUACGCUCGACACUUCACCUCACACUGCCUACGAAUUGCCUGCGACCGCAAUAUCGCAUCCAACAACCGACUCACGGCUUGCGCUUAUGUCGCAAGUUUCACGGCACGAGCAUCGCGCAUCAGCACGAAACUAGUGCGCGAAAUCACGCAAACGCUGUGUGUAUAUCUGGAUGACAUGAGACAUACAUACGAGCCGAACUGCCGCGGACCCGAUCGCAAAGCGUAUAGCAUGUACUACGCAACUGCACAGGCUUUGUUCUACAUCUUCUGCUUCCGAUGGAGAGAUUUGAUUGAAGAGCCCUCCUCCGUCGGCUCAGACGAUGAAGGCAUGAGUGCAGAAGACAUUUUGGCAGAGGGACGUGACCUCAGCUGGAUUUCUGGCCUCAAGGAGACACUCAACAAGAACAUGCACUCGAUCAUGAAUCCUCUCAAAGUGUGCUCGGCUCCGAUUGUCGGAGAAUUCGCAAAAAUCUCAAAUCAUUUGAGGUUUCUGUACGUCUUCUCUCUCCUGGAACGGAACAAGCGAAUUCGACUGGGCCAGAUGAGCUCAUCCGUCUCGCAUGCCGGUGGCAUUGAUAUUGGAAGAAGGGAAACAGCAUGGGAUCGCAAAACGGGAGAUGUACACCAUCAGCUCGAGCCCUACUUUCCUUUCGAUCCCUACAAUCUUUCCCAGAGCAGAAGAUGGCUGGAAGGAGAGUACAAUACCUGGAAGCUGCCGCGUGGAAUGAAGCAGGAGGAGGACGAGGAGGAGGAAGAUGAAGACGAUAGUGAUGACACCGAAGACGAGUACGACAGCGAUGCCGAGUCGAUCCCUGAGGAC
This is a messenger RNA of Zymoseptoria tritici IPO323, 2109 nucleotides long. RefSeq lists its product as uncharacterized. The transcript has a single exon. Lineage: Eukaryota; Fungi; Ascomycota; Dothideomycetes; Mycosphaerellales; Mycosphaerellaceae. Gene Ontology annotation, biological process: transcription initiation at RNA polymerase I promoter. Gene Ontology annotation, cellular component: nucleus. Gene Ontology annotation, molecular function: RNA polymerase I core binding; RNA polymerase I general transcription initiation factor activity. The record is from RefSeq and is a predicted model, not a curated record. The annotation marks the transcript as partial.